AGCUCACAUCCCUGAGCGUCAGGCAGACAGACAACAGAUGGAAAUAUUUUUUUCUCCGUCUGUCUCGAAAUAUAUAUAAAAACAUCCAACGGUAUCAUGAGUUGAUUUUAUCGCAGUUUUAGGAGGAGAUCUUGGGCAGGUGCUGAACAUGCGUCCCUGCACUACUGUCAUGCACCUGCUGCUGCGAUGCAUGCGCGGAUGUGCAAGACACAGUCGCAAUCGCAUGCCCAGGAUACUGAGGCAGCUUGUGAGCUACAUCAAACUGAUCUUCAAAUCCCUUUAUUUUAACUCGCUCACUAACUCUGAAGUGGUACUGGACUGCAUCCUUGAACCAGUGUUUUGGACAGUGGAGGUCGUAACACGAUGGUUUGGAAUGGUGUUUGUGUUUUUGGUAGUAGCUCUUACCAGUUCUGUGGUUUUCAUCGCAUAUGUCUGCCUUCUACCGUUGGUCCUCCAAACGUACUCUACUGGCUGGAUGAUGUGGCACAUUUGUUAUGGGAAUUGGAUCUUGGUCAUGAUAGUCUUCCAUUACUACAAAGCCACGAACACUCCUCCUGGAUACCCUCCAAAGAUGAAAAACGAGGUCCCGUUUGUGUCGUUCUGUAAAAAGUGCGUCAUUCCUAAACCAGCACGAAGUCAUCACUGUGGCAUCUGUAAAACAUGUAUUCUAAAAAUGGAUCAUCAUUGCCCUUGGCUUAACAACUGUGUUGGCCAUUACAAUCAUCGUUACUUCUUCUCCUUUUGUCUCUUUUUGACUCUGGGCUGCAUGUAUUGCAGCAUCAGCGGUCGGAAUCUGUUUAUCGAUGCAUACAAUUCCAUAGAUCAAUUCAGACACUUGGAUGUGGAGAAACAGGGUGUCCCGGUGACAGGGAUUGGGUUGCUCAUCGGCAUUGUCCCGUCAGAAGGCGUGGCUGGGAAGGGAGUACAGGAAAUUUCGCAACCUCCAUACACCUACAAAGAUAGGAUGUUUCACAAGAGUGUUAUCUACAUGUGGGUCCUUACAAGCACGGUGUCAGUCGCUCUAGGAUCUCUCACACUGUGGCAUGCUUUACUUAUCACCCGUGGAGAAACCAGCAUUGAACGCCAUAUUAACAGCAAAGAGGCCAAACGUUUGGCAAAACGUGGAAGGGUCUAUCGUAAUCCUUUUAGUUAUGGCAAACUAAACAACUGGAAGGUGUUCUUUGGUGUAGAAAAGAGAAGUCAUUGGCUGACUCGUGUUCUCCUGCCCUCUGGACACACCCCUUAUGGUGACGGACUGACAUGGGACAUUUACCCUCUUAAAAAAGACAUGAUGCCAGUUUGAGACAUUAAAGACUUGACUGUUUUAGUUGGCGGUGGCCAACACGCUCCUCAGGGUGAGCCUCAUGCGCCUUUGAGCCUGAGCCAAGGCUGAAUGCUGGACCAGAGCCCUGGGAACACAGGAGACUGCAGAGCCCAGAUUUAGACGGUGAUCUCACUGGAUGACCUUUGCUCUUUCUGGCCAAACGAAAGGGCUGCCCUCCAGAAAUACCAUGAAUAUUUUGGAUGUUUUUAUCAAUGUUUUAUAAUGAAAUCAUGACAGUUGUCUGUGCGAUCUCUGGAAGAUACUGUGUUUAUAGGGAUAGUUCACCUGAAAACAAAAAAAACAGUCACCAUUUACUCACCCUCCAGCCAUGUGGGGCUUAAUGUUUGAUUAUGUAAAUAUGAUUUUAACUUAUUAUUUAUAUCACUUACAGUAUCAUUUAAAUGCACUGAAAUCCAAUACUUCAUUUCCAUAGUCAACCACAUCUGAAGAAACUUGAUUAGAAUUUUAUUAUAUGCUAAAUAAACAGCAUUUCUUGUUUCA
Molecule: messenger RNA, 1825 nt
Organism: Carassius auratus (goldfish)
Lineage: Eukaryota; Metazoa; Chordata; Actinopteri; Cypriniformes; Cyprinidae
Gene: zdhhc16a
Product: zDHHC palmitoyltransferase 16a
Exons: 11
Coding region: 149-1303 (384 amino acids)
Molecular function (GO): palmitoyltransferase activity
Source: RefSeq, a predicted model, not a curated record